AUGCUUGCGAGCAAGAGGCCUCCUCACCAGAUGCCAACCUUUUCUCCUCGACAGGUCGGCAAGAAUGAGAUCUGGACGGAACACGUCCGGAAGGAGAUGGCCAUAGCGGCGAGCGGGUGCAAGAAGAAGUACACCUCCAACCCCUUCCCCAGCCUAGAGAUGAACAACGGGCUCGGGACGAGAUCCUACUUGCACACCGAGAAGGUUGGGCACAACUUUCGCCUCAACCAUGACAUGGAGGGAGAGGAGGAGGAUGCUGUCAACUGCGGCAAGGUGCCGAGGUCAAAGUAUGCGGCGCCGCAGUCCUCGGCGCAAGAAGUGGGCUGGUACAUCGAGCCUCUCGUGCCGCCCAACCCGCGCUUCAACCACAAGCUUGUGCUCGGCGACGCGACGAAAUUCGCCGAGAACUACUCGUUAAAGAGCGCCGGUGAGAACGCUUGCAUCGGGUCCUGGUUGCGAGAGUCGCGCGAUCCCGUUGUGUCACUCCGCCUGCUAUGGUGCCUGUCAGGCGAGCACAUGUUCCACGGGAAGUCUGGCAAGUACUUGCGGUUCUGA
Molecule: messenger RNA, 555 nt
Organism: Emiliania huxleyi CCMP1516
Lineage: Eukaryota; Haptophyta; Isochrysidales; Noelaerhabdaceae
Exons: 5
Coding region: 1-555 (184 amino acids)
Cellular component (GO): ciliary base
Source: RefSeq, a predicted model, not a curated record